CCCCCUGCCCUCACCAAGCUGUCGGGCGGGCCGCGGGCGCGGGCGGCCGCCCCGGAAGCGGUUGGGCGGCCGUUUCCCGGCCCAUGAUGGCGGAGGGCCCGGGCGGGGGGCCGCGGCUGGCGGAGCUGCUGGCGGCGGGCCGGCGGCUGUGGGAGGAGGUGGAGAGCGGCAGCGAGCCGUCCUCGGGAGCCCCGGCCGUGCAGGAGAAGGUGCGGCAGGGCCUGGACGCGCUGCGGCGGGCGGCCGCCAUGGUGGAGCAGCUGGAGCUGUUCAGCGACAACGAGGAGCUGGAGGAGAUCGCCUCGGCCGACCUGAAGUACGUGCUGCUGCCCGCCUUGCUGGGGGCCCUGACGCUGAAGCAGGUGGAUCAGAGCCGGAGGAUGGAGCACCUGGAGAGCGCUCGGCAGCAGUUCUGGCGCUUCCUCAAGCUGUGCAGCAGCUACGGGCUGGGCAGCUUCUCCCUGCCCCCCGCCACCAGCCCCACAGCGGAGGAAGAGGCCGGGAGCCCGUCGCCGGGAGGCCCCGCGGCCCAGCCCAACCUGGUGGCCAUGGCGGCGAGCCGGCAAGCCAAGAUCGAGAGAUACAAGCAGAAGAAGGAACUGGAGAACAGGUUGGCCUCUCUGGCAACCUUUGUGGAGAGUGAGCAAGCAGAUGAGGAUCAGAUCCGGGAAUUCUACAUCCUGCAGAUCCAGAAGUGGAUCAACACCAGCCUGGAGGAGGUGGAGAGCAUCGACCAAGAGAUGGUCAUCUUGAGGAGCAGGGGCACAGCAAAACAGCCCUCAGCUGCGCCCCACGGUGCCUCUCGGCAAGCCAGAGCUCCACUCAAGCCUUUCAUUCUCACCCGGGAUGCUGCUCAGGCUAAAGUGUUUGGGGCCGGGUACCCCGCGCUGCCCACGCUGACCGUGGAUGACUGGUACGAGCAGCGCAGGAGGCACGGGGUGGUGUCCAACCAGAGCACACCUCAGAGAGCAGCAGCAGGUGGAAGCGAUGAAGAUCUGCAGAAGCAGCAGCAGGAGAAAAAAGAGGAAGAGGAUGAUGAGGAGGCUCUUCAAAAAGCUCGUGAGUGGGAUGAGUGGAAGGACACCCACCCCAGAGGCUACGGCAACCGGCAGAACAUGGGCUGACGCGGCCGUGCAGGGAGCAGGGCCUGGAGCCGCCAUGAGAGCUGUCUGUGUCCCAGCCGGCUGGGAGGAAAUCCCCUGUACAUACACAGAGGUGGCUGUGGAGUCCAGGAGGUGCCUGAGGCCAAGGAGUCAAGGUGCCAGUUUGCUUUGGUUCCCAGGGAGCGGCAGCCUGGGCGCUGUGGCCGCGGCAGCGCGAGCUCCUGGCAGGGAGCUGCCCCUGAGGGGUCAGGCUGCCUCUGCUCUCCCAGGCAGGGCAAGUCCUGCAAACAGACCUCCAUCAGUUUGGAACCUGCUCUUUGUAUUGUGGGUGGAUGUAUUUAUUUUUAAUUCUAUUUUAAGACAAAUAAAAUCUCCUGUGCUGCCUA
Molecule: messenger RNA, 1489 nt
Organism: Colius striatus (speckled mousebird)
Lineage: Eukaryota; Metazoa; Chordata; Aves; Coliiformes; Coliidae
Gene: IGBP1
Product: immunoglobulin binding protein 1
Exons: 6
Coding region: 84-1124 (346 amino acids)
Biological process (GO): regulation of dephosphorylation; regulation of signal transduction
Cellular component (GO): cytosol
Molecular function (GO): protein phosphatase 2A binding
Source: RefSeq, a predicted model, not a curated record